Molecule: messenger RNA, 1453 nt
Organism: Camellia sinensis
Lineage: Eukaryota; Viridiplantae; Streptophyta; Magnoliopsida; Ericales; Theaceae
Source: RefSeq, a predicted model, not a curated record
AUGCUUAAUGAAGACAUCUUGAAAGGGGACUUCCGGUCCACUUCUUGGAAGAUUGCUGAUGAUGUCCCAUAUGAUGAGGGCUUCCCCACACUUCCUCCAGUAGAGUUGGCAGCAGACUUUGCGGCUGAGCCAGAGGUUGAGCCUCAGCCUUUACCAUUAAGCAUUCGUCCCUUCGACCCGACAAGACCGGCCUCUACUAACCAGUUCUGCACAAGAGAUCCUGACAAAGCCCAUGUCUUUUUUCUACCAUUCAGUGUGACAUCUAUGGUUCGCUUCAUUUAUGUGCGUGAGUCCCAUGAUUGGGCUCCGAUGAAACAAACAGUCAAUGAUUAUGUCAAUCUCAUUGCGCGGAAAUACCACUAUUGGAAUCGAAGCCUUGGGGCCGAUCAUUUCAUGCUUGCUUGUCAUGAUUGGGGGCCAGAGCUUUCCUCUUCCGUUCCUUACCUAUACAAAAAUUCCAUUCGGGCUCUAUGCAAUGCAAACACCUCGGAAGGAUUCAAUCCCUCGAAAGAUGUAUCAUUUCCAGAAAUCCUUCUCCCGGAUGGCACGACAAAUCGCUUACUUGGAGGUCCAUCCCCUUCGCGACGCCCAAUCUUGGUUUUCUUCGCUGGAGGGGUCCACGGCCCAAUUAGGCCAAUUCUUCUCUAUCAUUGGGAAAACAAGGACGAAGAUGUACAAGUUCACAAGUACCUUCCCAAGGGCGUUUCAUAUCAUGGGAUGAUGCGAAAAAGCAAGUACUAUAUUUGCGCGAGCGGUUAUAAAGUAGCAAGCCCACGAAUGGUCGAGGCACUCUACAUGGGUUGUGUUCCGAUACUCAUGAAGGACCAUUACGUGGCACCAUUUAGUGAUGUUCUAAACUGGAAGUUGUUCUCGGUUGAGGUUUCGGUGAAGGACAUUCCGAACCUUAAGACUAUUUUAAUGGGAAUUUCUCAGAGGCAGUACAUAAGGUUGCAGAGAAGAGGGCUGCAAGUAAGGAGGCACUUUGAGGUUAACUUGCCUGUAAAGCGGUUUGACGUGUUCCACAUGAUACUUCAUUCGAUCUGGCUUCGAAGACUGAAUGUUCGCGUUCAUGACUUCGAAGAAUCAUGAAUAUCAUUUGAUGAAUUGAAUUGAACUACCUGUUGCUUCGGAUUCGUUGAGGAAGGGGCCAAGUAAGUUGUGUAGAGUAACUUGUUGAUUUAUGAAAUUUGUGCAAUUGUAUUUAUUUUGCAGAAAUUAGGCAAAUAAUGUAUGAUCUUCACUUUUUUGUUUUUUUGGUGGAAAGAGGACUAAUUAUUAGAUAAUGUUCAGUUAAGCAACAAUAUUAUUUCCUUUAAUCACUUUUAUUUUUAUUUUUUGUAGAUGAAGUCAUUGUGUGUGCUCUGGUCAAUCCCAUACUGAUUUAGUUGGUAAUGGUGUCAUGUUUUGACCUAAAAUUAUUAUCAUCAACACAAUUGUUUAGUGGUUGGAACAA